Messenger RNA from Diprion similis, 2306 nucleotides. RefSeq lists its product as uncharacterized. NCBI's taxonomy places the organism in Eukaryota, Metazoa, Arthropoda, Insecta, Hymenoptera, Diprionidae. The coding region runs from base 544 to 1449 and encodes 301 amino acids. The transcript has 6 exons. The record is from RefSeq and is a predicted model, not a curated record.
UUAAACUGAUUCAACGAGAAAAACGAGACCUAGUACGCAACUUUAAUAAUAAACAUAAGCAAUCUAGAUAGGGAUUUGUGAAUUGUGACUGGUUGAGUGACGUCAGUAGGCGCAGAGAGUCCUGCGCAUCUGGUUCAGCCCUGAAAGCCGAGGUCCUUCGUGGCUGACCGAGAAGGGGACAGAAGGGCGACUCUCCGAUGAUCCGGCGGGCGUUUCACCGGUUCGUAUAGUAGCUGCUGGUGGCUGCUAAAAGCAGCGACGGGCGCAAGCUCAGAAGGAGUCGGCGUAGUCAAAUGGAUCGAAACGCUUAGUUGAAGCGCCGACUGGGCACUCGAUGUUGUCGUAGUGUAAAGCACCCAUUCGUAACACACUGUAAAAUAGGCACUUUUAUACAGAGAAAAGAAAAACAUAAAUGAAUAAACAUACACGCACAUCAUUGACGUAGAUCACUGUUAAACUAUAUUAAAUUACAACACGGCACGAAGGUCACACCGUAAUUGAUCCCCUUAGUAAACACACGCCACCCAUUUAAGUACUGCUAAAAUGUCGUGUCAAGUGGAUUGGAAGCGAGUCGUCCUCGUCUACGUUCUUCAGAUUUAUUCCUAUACAGCUGCAGUAGUUGUUUGGGUACAGUUGGACGUACCCAGAUACGUAGAAUAUCGAAGCACUGUAACAUUAAUCUGCAACCACAGCGUAUCUGAAAAUGUUUUGCAUAAGAUUGAAUUUUUGCGAAGUGGGUAUAAGAUAUUUCAGUACAUAAAAGAUCGGACACCACCAACUCAGACGCAUAAAGUUCCGGGCAUCGAAUUGCAGCCAACGUCUGCGAUGAACGUGAUUAAGUUGAAAGACGUUGGAUUUCAAGCGACUGGGGUUUAUUCCUGCGAAGUAUCAAUGGCGACUCCGAUUUACACUAUGGGUUCAGAUUCCGUGAACAUGGAAGUUAUUGUGCCUCAAUCGGAAGAUCCACGUAUAACAUUUAAGAAGCCUUAUUACGUUGUGGGAGAAAUCCUUGAAGCUAAUUGUACUUCGUCCCCCGCACAUCCGGCUCCCCAUAUAACUUGGUUCAUAAAUGGCAAAGAGGUUGAUGUUUUCCUGGUCAAGACAUUUCCCGUUAAAACACGUGAAAAUCAGCUAAUGUCAACGAUUGCGCAAUUGAACAUUGAAGUAUCAGCUCUGCAUGCCGGUGAGAACGGACGUUUAGAGAUCAGUUGUAAUUCAACGAUACCACCUUACCCUAUGCAGAACGGGCAAUAUGCUGAUUUCAAAUCAGAGACUAAGUCAAUUAAAAUCAUUUCUCUUCCUCUUACUCCGUCAACGGCGUCUAUAAGCUGUCACCGAGAUAACGUCGUGUUGUUGACAAUCAGCGGAAUCAUCGUAACUAGCGGAAUAACUAAUUAUUUGCAAUCGAUAGUCGUAAAACUAUUAGAUCUAAAUCAUAUUGUAUCAUAAAAAUAUUUUAGUUAUAUAUACAUAUCUAUAUUUACAAAUCUAAAGGUAUAAGAAUUCAAAAUGCAAACGAUGCAUGGUAACUUGGAAAAUAUAUUGAAGGUUAAAUCAACCAUUGCUCAUUGCUGGUAUAAAUAUUAAAUAUACGAUAAUAUAAGCAGGGAAGAAUAAUGUAAAAAUUUUUCUCUUUUUUUUCUCUCUCAAAUUAUUUCGUUUUAUUACUAAAGACCAUCGAGUAUUCACGAUCUGCAAUUUUCUUUUUGAUCGAUUUCUGAUUUUUGUAAAACUUUAUUUAAAUGACAUAAUUAUCUUGGCGGACAUAAUUAGCAGAACGAUUUUGGGACUAUUUGAAACAGUAGGAAACAAGUCUUUAAAGGAAAAAAACUGGACUGGUUUUGUUACUUUCAAUGCCUGUAGUUAUCUUCCCUGUAGCUAUCGAUAUACCUGAAUUUGAAAUCAUGGCGAGGUUGGAUUAUAUUUCCACUUGAUCGUGCACUAACUAUUGCAUCUUAUGAGUGGCGUAAAUUUUUUUUUUUUUAUACAUGUAUGGGCGACCGACAAUUACUUUAUUGGCUUAGUACACAAAUAAUCAUACGUGUUCUCUAUAUAUUAUAUAUUUUUGUGGCAAAUUUAAGGAUGGAGAAGAAAUAGGUAAGGAUAAAAUAAAGAUUAAACGUAAAUUCUUCAUCUCAGCAGGAUCAAUUGCAUGAUUCUAUUUUCGUUAUACUAUUUCGAGGUUUACAAAUAUAUAACUCUGAGCAAUUUACAUAAAAUUAGCUCGCGUUAAUUGUACCGAUUAUUUGGGAUCCAGCAUAUAGGCAUGGCUGACUAAUAUGGCGCCAAAAAAGCUCGCCGUUUGG